This is a messenger RNA of Linderina pennispora, 1845 nucleotides long. RefSeq lists its product as uncharacterized. Gene Ontology annotation, biological process: regulation of transcription by RNA polymerase II. The record is from RefSeq and is a predicted model, not a curated record. Gene Ontology annotation, molecular function: RNA polymerase II cis-regulatory region sequence-specific DNA binding; DNA-binding transcription repressor activity, RNA polymerase II-specific. Gene Ontology annotation, cellular component: nucleus. Lineage: Eukaryota; Fungi; Kickxellomycota; Kickxellomycetes; Kickxellales; Kickxellaceae. The transcript has 7 exons. Bases 1 to 1845 code for a protein of 614 amino acids.
AUGUAUCUUAUAUCAGGCCGUGCCCGCGGCUCUGCCCGCAAUUCGCGCAGUCCACGGACAGCCACACCCAGCCUGGACUGGAUCUCGACCACGACGAACGGCGAUGACGUUGAUGCCACUGACUUGAACGACCCGGAGCUGCUGGGCGAGCUUGCGGCUCUGCGCAGCGAGAUGGGCCUGUCGAGCCCCCCUGCCCGUAAAACACCAGCACGACAGCCAUCACAAAAUGCAGCUGCGUCGAUGGCGUUCGACGAGGACGACAAAAUACUCGACAGUGUCGAGGUCACCGAGGAGGAUAUGAACGACCCAGGGCUAUUAGCUGAGCUGUCGCAGUAUGGCGGUGCGGCGAUGCCAGAAGAAACCGCCAAGCCUGCCAAGGCUCCUGACAACAGUGCUUUGCUGGAAGCCCUAAACGAGCGGACAGCAGAGCUCAAGAGUGCCGCACUGACAGCCAAACGACAGGGCGAUAUGGACAUAGCCCGUGGGAUGCUUAUGCAGAUGAAGGCAGUGCAGGAGGCGGACAAAGGGUUUGCUAUGCCGCCCAAGCCUACAGCUCCUGAGUCGCCCACACCAAAAGCACCUGAAUCACCGGUGCUGCCAGCGCCUGGGCCUAGAAAGCCCAAAACACCUGACCUGGCCACGCAGCCGGCGCCUGAGCCGCCAGUGACCAGUGCUCCCCGCGUAGCUGCAUCAGCCAGCCAAACCCCAGCCAAGGGCGUCACGUCACCAGCACCCAAACGCACUGCAGCGGUUUCCACGCCUGCACAGUCCUCCUCUACGCCCGGGCCAACCGCACGGGUAUUUCUCGACGACCCGCAGCUCCAAAACCUUGCCCGGGUUGCCGUUGACUUUGGUGCCAUGACGGAGCAGCUGGAGCUGCAGAUCUCACAUGCCACACAUAAACCGCGCGCGCUCGAGUUCCAUCGGUACAAGAAGCGCGCACAGGCCGACCUUGCCACGGUCGCCUCAUACCAGGCUAACCAGCGCCUGGCCCCGCCUGCCCGCCGGGACAUCUCUGUAAAUGAACUCCAGAUCGCCAUCAAGCGCGUAGUGUCGGACGGGGACCUGGAGGCAACGCUGAAUGGCAGCGCUGACUCGUUUGUGCAGUGGGAGAUCAGCUGGCCCAGAGACAAGCCCAGUAAGGCGUAUGCGCGGACCAUCAAGUUCAGCGAGUUCGACUCGGGCGACGUCGGUCUGGACUAUUCGCAAAACAUCGCCAUCAUUGACCGCCAGCACCCACGCCCGCUGAUGCGCUGGAUCGAGCGCGGCAGGCUGGUGGUCGAGUUUUACAAGUACAACGGGCUGCUCUGGGGCUCGCAGCUUAUCGGCCGUGGAUCUGUGCCGCUGGCCGAUUUGCGCACGAGAUCCGAAGUCACCGCGCUGGUGGAGAUGAAGGCUGGUGCAGAUACCAGUGGGACUCGAGGUGGAAAGACUCUGGCAGGCGGGCCGGUGUUUGUGGAUGUGGCAGUGAGACUCAGGCUGCCACUAUCGAAUCAGCAGGAGAUUUCUGAGCACGAAAUGGACGACAUCGCUCUGCACCUCGACUCUAUGGAUGAUAUACUAUCCAACGCCGUGUUGGAGCUCGAGCUCGCCCAAAUCCCCACCCGCAUCCAAUCUGCCGAUCAUGAUGCCGCCAGCCAGCUCCAAGAACUCGCUUCUGCCAUCAAGCUCCGCAUGAGCGUCGUUGCUGCUCAAGUCGGUGCUGGUACCAUCUCCAUUCAGGAUUACAUGGACGGCGUCACUAAGGAACUAGCCACAGCCAAGGACUGGGCGCUCAAGGCAAAGCGUGCUAUGCAGAACGAGCUGAGCGAAAUGCAGUCUGCUAUGGAGGCUGGCGAAGAGUAG